AUGGCGGCCGACCGGGGCCUUCCGAUCUUUGCAGCCUUCACUGGCCAGAAGCUCUGCGAUCUCCGAGUCAGCAGUUCUGACAGUCUCAGAAGCAUCAAGCUCAAGCUGCAGCAAGAGUUACAGAUCCCAGUACGUGAACAACGGCUGCUCCCUGUACAUGGCGCCGUGACAAAUCUUGCGGUGGGAGAGUGGCGCAUCGAGGAAGAGGAAAAGUGGGACAUGUCAACUCCGGCCAUGGUGCUCAUCCGCUUGAACCCUGAUCGCCAAAAAGCCCUUGAGGCGGUCUCCUCUGGCAUGUCAAUGCGGGAACUUUCCGAAGACCUCCGAAGAGAUCGGGACAUCGUCCUUGCGGCCGUUUCUAGAAAUGGCUUCGAUUUACAGUACGCCGGAGGUGCGUUGAAAGAUGACAAAGAUGUAGCACUGGUGAGCGUCCAAGAGAACGGCCUUGCCCUCCGAUAUGCUGCCCCAGAAUUUCAGGCCGACCGUGAAGUGGUCUUAGCAGCCGUGCAGCAUAGUGGGUCCGCGCUGCGAUAUGCUGGUGAUGGCCCCCGAGCAGAUCGAGAGGUUGUGCUGGCGGCGGUGUCGAAUUGUGGCACGGCGCUACCCUUCGCUUCCGACGCCUUGCGGGCGGACCGUGGCAUCGUCCUUGCAGCCGUGCACGAGAGCGGACUCGCCCUGCGCUCGGCGGCCCCGCAGCUCUGCGCCGACAAGUCCGUCGUGCUCGCGGCGGUUCGACAGGAUGGGCUCGCCCUUAGCUUCGCCGCGCCCUCCUUGCAAGACGAUCGGGAGAUUGUCCGUGCCGCCGUUGCCGAGACUACGGUCGCUCUGUGCUACGCGUCUGCUGCCCUCAGAGCCGAUCCAGAGUUCGCCGUAGCAGCAGCAGCGCUGCAGUCAGACGUGGACAGCUCAGACAGCUCAAGCCAUGCCGGUUCCUUACAAGAGGAAGCUGACGGCAGAGCCGAGUGA
This is a messenger RNA of Symbiodinium natans, 966 nucleotides long. Lineage: Eukaryota; Dinophyceae; Suessiales; Symbiodiniaceae. The record is from the annotation of a GenBank genome assembly.